GAACAUGUAAAAAAGAAUUUGCGAAUUUUCAGAACUGUCAAAUACUGUGUCAUUUGGUCGAGAAGAAAAAUCUUAAUGUGCUAGUUUUCCACUAGAUUUGGUAAAAGAAGAAUAAAUACAUAAUCAUAUUUGAGAAUAUUACGUACAAGUGACUGAUAGUGGUUCUAUUAAACGAUUUAUUUUCAAUUCAGCAAAAAAUCUUAAAACGCGAAGCAAGUAUCGUUGACUGCAUUUCGGUAUGUUGAAUAUUGUACAGGUGCUUUCCCAAUAGAUUUGAGCGUAGUAACCAGAAUGCAAUAAUUUCAAGUGGAAACGUGUGCGGCUUAGUGUCUUUAAGAAUAUAAAUCGAGAAAGCACAAGAUAUUUCUACCACGUGUACCCAAACACGAGUGCUGCAGUAUACAUCACUGCUAUAGAUUUGGGUGAAAAUAAUACACAGGAAACAAUUUACAACCGCUCUGAGAAUUGCACAGUCAAUUCAAAGUUUAAGCCAGACAACGAGUAGUGUCAGCUUAGUUGCAUUGCAACGACUAAUUCAAGAAAUUAUCGGUUGGUUGCGAUUUUAAUAGGAAGAUAGAAAAAAGUAUACGAGUUGUGAAAAAAUUAGUAAUAAUUUACAAGCGACUUUACUGCCAAAACGUCGACGAAAAAUACAAGCAAAAAAUCACCAGCAAUUAUUGCUGCUUCAGGCCCGACAGCAGGUGGUCGCCGAUCGAGCAAAGUGGUAACAGUGGCAGCGGCAGCAGCAUCAUCUGCUGCUAAAACAACGGCAACGACGACAACAACGGCGAUUCCAUCGUCAUCAGGUGGUGGUGCAGGCACUGGUGCUGGUGUGGCGUCAGGAACAGGUGGUGCAAGUGGUGGUGGCGGCGGCGGCGGUGCACAUAGUCGCAGUGGACGACGCAGUCAUAGCAGCACUAUACCGCAACAGCAGCAGCAGCACACUAUUAGCAACACCAGAAGCGGCCACAACAUUAAGACUAGUGCGAGCCGCAAUAGCAACAUUCGCAGUUCUUCGUCCAAUAGCACAAUGGCAUCGUCCAAUCACCGUGGUGGCGGAGGUGGUGGCGGUGUUGGCGGUAGUUCGGGCCUGCAAAUUGGCUCGGCGUGGUUUCAACGCAAAAUCAAUUUACGACCACAGCAUCGAGGUGUUCAUUUAGUCACAGAAGAGAUACUCCGACAGAUGCCCGAAUUAGGGCAGUUUUCAGUGGGAUUGUGUCACGUGCAAAUCCUUCACACAUCCGCGAGUUUGGCGUUAAAUGAGAGUUGGGAUCCAGACGUCAGAGACGACAUGGAAAUGAUGUUAAAUAAAAUAGUUCCCGAAGGUCUACCGUACAGGCACUCGUGCGAAGGACCCGAUGAUAUGCCGGCGCACGUGAAAGCCUGCUUCCUCGGCAGCUCAUUGACAAUCCCCAUAACUGAUGGUAAAUUAUCGCUUGGUACAUGGCAGGGCGUUUGGCUAUGCGAGCAUCGCGAUCAAGCGGGUUCACGCAAGCUAGUUAUAACACUGUCUGGGUGUCCGCGUGAGACAGCGCGCAGUCCGCUGUCGCCAGUAUCGCCAAUCGCUUCGACAUCCAGUUAG
Molecule: messenger RNA, 1582 nt
Organism: Bactrocera dorsalis (oriental fruit fly)
Lineage: Eukaryota; Metazoa; Arthropoda; Insecta; Diptera; Tephritidae
Product: UPF0047 protein YjbQ
Exons: 5
Coding region: 1031-1582 (183 amino acids)
Source: RefSeq, a predicted model, not a curated record